AUGUUUCAGAAACCAUUUGUGACAAAAAGCUCGCAGACGUUGCGCAAUUCGCAAAAGAGGAAAUUAUUGGCGCAGCUGAAUUGCCUAAAUUCGAUUAAAAAUAAUGCACAAGCGGUGAAUAUAAAAAUUUUGAAUCACGAAGGUGUUCGUAUUGACAUUUAUAAUUUCGACAAAAUUCCACUUCUUUUCCAAGUCGAUGGAGAUUGCAAUUUAUAUCCAACUGUUUAUUUGUCUUGGUUAUCACAGUCAGCUGCCCCAGUACUUUUGAUAUAUGAACAGGUGCUCAAAUUCUUAAAAAAUGGAGCCGAUUUGAUGUUACAAGGUGUUAUCCAUAAUAAGGGAUCAUUACCCGAUUUCGAUAGAAAAUCUCCUAUCGCGAUUUCAUAUAUAAAAGAUAAUGGGACAAUUUGCGGACCAGUGGCCAUUGGUGUUACGUUAAUGUCUUCAAUAGAAAUGGUAGCAAAUGGAAUGAAAGGAAGAGGCGUUCAAAUUCUUCAUAUUUUCGGUGAUUAUCUAUGGUUUCCACUUGGAAACACUGAAGAAAAAGAAAAAUAUGAAGAAACAAUGGAAGAUUUGGUUAGUUAUAUCUUUAAAAUUUAUUUUUUUAUCGAAAUCUUUGAUAAAUUUCAGUUGCAACGAUGUUUUCUUGCUGCUUUAAAAUUUCGUAUAGGAAGAAAAUUUACGCUUCCACUUGAUGUGGGUGAAUUUUAUUCACAUUACUUAUUGCGAACUGUGCCAAAAAAUAAACAAAUUGAUAUGAAGAGAACGCGGUUCAAGAAAUUUUCAAAAUUCAUUAGCGAUGUAAAUCGCAAUGAAAACGGGCCAUUAUUAAUUGUUGCAUGCAAAAAUAAAGGACAAAUCAGCCAGAAUUUUAAGAAUUUUAUUUUGCAAUUUUUUAUUCAUGAAAUUAAAGAUAGAUCGAUUAUCAAAGUGGAUGUGUUAUAUUCAUUAACAGAACCCGUUAUGCCAUUAUUCAGUCUCCUUGGCUUUGCAAAGGGAAAUGUGCUCACUAUAAAGGAGUUGCGAGAAUUGAUAAGAUCGUAUAUCGAAAAUCUUAACCACGAUAAAUUAGUCAGAUUAUCUGACCCUAUCCUUCAAAAUGUUUCAAAUCGUCAUGACGAAGAUAUUGACUGCAACGCAUUAAUACAGUCCAUAAUCUCGAGAACUACAAAAGUAUAUUCGAUAACGUUUCCCGAUGGCCGCAACAUUGUGAGGAAAAAAGAUUUGCCUAAAAUUAAUUUUAAGAUUGAAGUUCGUUCUGGGAAUAAGAAAGUUACUUUAGUGAAUAAUCUAGAAGUUUACGGUGUUGAAUGCGCGCGAUUUUGUCAACAAGUCCAGAUAGGAGCUGCGACAAGUGCAACAUGUAUUAAAGAAGCACCGUUUUGUGAAGGUGCCCAAAUUCUGGUUCAAGGAAAUCAGAUCCGUUUCAUGAGUGAAAUUUUGUCAAGUGAAUUUGGUAUUGAUAAAAAAUAUAUGACUGGUCUUGAAUUGAUUCCGAAAAACAAAAAAUGA
This is a messenger RNA of Dracunculus medinensis (Guinea worm), 1512 nucleotides long. Lineage: Eukaryota; Metazoa; Nematoda; Chromadorea; Rhabditida; Dracunculidae. The record is from the annotation of a GenBank genome assembly.